Messenger RNA from Musa acuminata AAA Group (dessert banana), 759 nucleotides. RefSeq names its product receptor-like protein 34. NCBI's taxonomy places the organism in Eukaryota, Viridiplantae, Streptophyta, Magnoliopsida, Zingiberales, Musaceae. The coding region runs from base 1 to 759 and encodes 252 amino acids. The transcript has 2 exons. The record is from RefSeq and is a predicted model, not a curated record. Gene Ontology annotation, molecular function: protein binding.
AUGGGAAUCAUCCCUUCCGCCGCAGCAACAGGCGAUUCCAGCACUCGUUGCAAAGAGAACGAGAGGGCAGCUCUUCUCAAGCUCAAGCAAGGCCUGUUCGAUUCCAGCGGCCAGCUAUCUUCCUGGGCGAGUGACGACUGCUGCAGAUGGCGAGGCGUUCGCUGCAGAAACCGCACCGGCCAUGUCGUCCAACUCCGACUGAGCAACCCCUCACCCUCACCUGACGGCGACGACAACUUCUUGUCCGGCAAGAUCAGUCCUUCUCUGCUCGAGCUUGAGGCACUUGAGCUACCUGGACUUGAGCAGAAACAGAUUCGAUGGAGCAAGCAUCCCACGCUUCAUCGGCUCGCUGACGAGCUUGCGAUUCUAGACCUGUUAUAUAAUGGGAUCAGUGUAGACAUCUCGAAUUUUGGCAAGCAGUUGUCUGGAUGUGUCAGAAACAGGUUGCAGGUAUUAAAUCUGGCAAACAAUGCUUUGGGUGGUGGAGCUCCUGUAUGGAUUGGGGAGCUCAGGAAUCUGAAGUCUCUGCAUCUUGAGGACAACUUGCUCUCCAGUCUCAUUCCUCCAUCUCUUGGAACCCUCUCGUCACUGAGCUUCCUCUACCUAAGCGACAACAUGUUACGGGGGUCAAUUUCUGAAUCUUUCGGGCAGCUCUCGGAGCUAAUCGUGUGGGUUGUCAGCUACAAUCAACUCUCUGGUAUCGUCUCCGACGUCCACUUUAGCAGCAUAACAAGGUUUGAAGCUCUGCUCCUAUCUUGA